Penicillium cataractarum is the source of this 765-nucleotide messenger RNA. Its product is annotated as alpha/beta hydrolase. The transcript has 2 exons. The record is from RefSeq and is a predicted model, not a curated record. Lineage: Eukaryota; Fungi; Ascomycota; Eurotiomycetes; Eurotiales; Aspergillaceae. Bases 1 to 765 code for a protein of 254 amino acids.
AUGACUUCAUCCAAACCUACUAUUCUUUUCAUCCCCGGAGCUUGGCAUCUUCCCGAUGUCUUUGAUGACACUCGGGCCGUCCUGGCCGCUCGUGGCUUUCAUAGUGUGGCCGUGGGACUCCCAGCUAUUGGGGCAGAGCCUCCAACCAAGGGCCUCGUAGACGACACAGUCGCCGUGCAUAACGAGAUCGAGAGAUUAUCUGACGAGGGCAAUCAAAUUGUGGUUGUGGCACAUUCAUAUGGAGGUAUGGUUGGAGCCGGCGCAGUGAAAGGACUUGGAUAUACCGAAAGGCAGAAGGCAGGCAAGGACGGUGGAGUCAUUAUGCUGGUAUAUAUGGCUGCAUUUGUUGCCAAGUCAGGAACCAGCCUGUUGGAUAUGCUUGGAGGAAAAUGGCUACCAUGGAUGAAACUUGAUGGCGACUAUUGCCGAGCCGAAGCGGCACCAGAGAUUUGCUAUAAUGACCCCUCCCCGCAGGAUCAGGAGAAAUGGAGCUCUAGGACUGUGCACACUUCGCGCGCUGUGUUUGAGGAUAUAGUCGCUCACGAGCCUUGGCAUGACCUGGCCUGCAUGUACCUCUUCUGUGAAGAUGAUAAGGCAAUUCCUUUGGCAGUUCAGGAGUCUAUGGCUAGCUUGCUCGUCGAGUACAGUCAGUUUAGAUGCUCGAGCUCCUAUUCUCCAUUCUUGAGCAUGCCUGACAAGGUUGCUGAAGCCUGUGAACUGGCUGCAAAGAUUGGCCGUGAAAAAUGCGAAAGCAGGAAACUAUAG